AUGGUCGAGGUUUACUUUCAUGACAACAAGGAUAAUGUUGACUUUCGGGAAGCACACGACUCAGGACAUCCUGUCUCACUAGACCAUCUGGCCCGGAUCGGGGUCAUUUACAAGCACUGUUCCACGGAAGAACAGGUUAACGAGGUUGCCUUGGAAAGACAAUACAAGAACAGAGACGAAGUUAGUAUUUCUUCAGAGAGCCUGGGGGACGCGUUGCUUCCCAAAUUGCAGAAUUUCUAUGCCGAACAUCUCCACGAGGAUGAAGAAAUCAGAUACAUUCUGGACGGAGAAGGGUAUUUUGAUGUGCGGAGCGCCCCAGAUGACCGCUGGAUCCGUUGUAAGCUUGUUAGAGGUGAUCUACUGAUCUUGCCAGCAGGAAUUUAUCAUCGCUUCACGCUCACCACCCAGAAUCGCGUUGUAGCGGCGCGUUUGUUCAAAGAGGAGCCUAAAUGGGUCGCUCACGGUAGACCGGUUGCAGACACCCUGUCCAUCCGCAAGGAGUAUCUCGCAUCAAUUCAGCUUUAG
Molecule: messenger RNA, 525 nt
Organism: Lachancea dasiensis
Lineage: Eukaryota; Fungi; Ascomycota; Saccharomycetes; Saccharomycetales; Saccharomycetaceae
Source: the annotation of a GenBank genome assembly